Molecule: messenger RNA, 1410 nt
Organism: Phoenix dactylifera (date palm)
Lineage: Eukaryota; Viridiplantae; Streptophyta; Magnoliopsida; Arecales; Arecaceae
Source: RefSeq, a predicted model, not a curated record
GUCUCAUUGGCUCUUCGGAAGAAGUCUUCGAAGGAUUUCUUGGAACGAAGUACCCCGAAGUUCACCAAAAAGUUCGCACUAAAUCCUUCAUAGGGCGUGGAACGCCGGCAGCGCACGGCAGUUUGGCAAAAUCGUUGGGCCGCGUACAGUUCAUCUUGACGAACACGUCAGUUGACCGAGUCGUCGUCGUCUCCAAAGCUUGGAGCAUCGAAACCCCUCCUCUGCUCUCCUUCAGUGUUCUGACCAUUUAUUUCCAUCCCUCGAGCUCUCAUCUCUUCGCCUCCACCUCUCCUCCUCUUUGCUUCCAUUUCCAGUUCUCCAUAGAAUUCCUUCUCUCUCCGUCCUCUCGGCCGGUGGAAGAUGGCGUUCUCGUCGCAGGAGAAUCUGGAGAAGAUGCAGCUGCGGCAGAACUACCGCAAUCUUUGGCACACCGAUCUCAUCAGCACCGUGCGGGCGGACUUCCCUUUUUGCUGCUUGGCUCUGUGGUGUGCACCAUGUGUGUCAUACAUGCUCCGCAAAAGGGCCCUUUAUAACGACAUGUCAAGGUAUGUCUGCUGUGCUGGUUAUCUACCAUGUAGUGGCAAAUGUGGAGAAAGUCGAUGCCCAGAGUUUUGUCUUUGUACUGAGGUUUUUCUCUGCUUUGGUAAUUCAGUUGCCUCAACCCGCUUCUUGCUGCAAGAUGAAUUCAAUAUCCAGACAACCCAAUGUGACAACUGCAUUAUUGCUUUCAUGUUCUUCCUCCAACAAAUUGCAUGUAUAUUUUCCAUCAUUGCAAUGAUUGUUGGAAGCGAUGAGCUUCAAGAAGCAUCGCAGAUACUGUCCUGUUUUGCUGACAUGGUUUACUGCUCGGUCUGCGCAUGCAUGCAGACACAGCAUAAGAUUGAAAUGGACAAGAGGGAUGGAAAGUUUGGACCAGCACCAAUUAUGGCUGUACCUCCAUUUCAGCAGAUGUCGCGAAUAGAGCAGCCCAUUCCGCCGUCCAUUGGAUAUCCACCCCAACAAGCAUAUGGGCAACCAUAUGGAUAUCCACCUCCCCCUCAGGGCUAUGGCUACCCACCUGCUGGAUACCCUCCGCCUGCUUACCGCUAGGCUCUGUACCUGUCGCCUGGUUAUCCUCUUGCUGUCUUUACCAAGUAGAUAUGAAUGCGUUUGCUCAAAGUUUAAGAUGACUUUGAUGUUCUUCUCUGAAAGAACUUAUUUGUUUGCUGAAGUAUAUGAGGGUGCAUCUAUAGAAGUCAUUUUUUGUUCAUCUAGGAUUUCAAAAAUGCCAGGUUUCUGGUUUGUAGUUUUGUGAAAGUCUGAAAAAUAGAUGAUGUGUGUAUGUUGGUGAUUGGGUGACAUUUUCAUCUGGACUGCUUUUCUUGUAAUGUGUCUUGCUUGCAAUGGUAUUUGUCUUCCCCACUUUCCAUA